Messenger RNA from Sorex araneus (European shrew), 1716 nucleotides. RefSeq names its product RBBP8 N-terminal like (gene RBBP8NL). Gene Ontology annotation, biological process: double-strand break repair via homologous recombination; DNA double-strand break processing involved in repair via single-strand annealing. Bases 1 to 1716 code for a protein of 571 amino acids. Gene Ontology annotation, cellular component: site of double-strand break. The transcript is spliced from 14 exons. Gene Ontology annotation, molecular function: Y-form DNA binding; double-strand/single-strand DNA junction binding; single-stranded DNA binding. The record is from RefSeq and is a predicted model, not a curated record. Lineage: Eukaryota; Metazoa; Chordata; Mammalia; Eulipotyphla; Soricidae.
AUGGCCAAGGCCAGCCGGCUCCAGGGCAUGCUGAGCAGCUGUGGCCGGCUGGGCCCCCGCGCCGCCAUGGAGAGCUUCAUCGAGUCUCUGAACAGACUGCGAGACAUCCACGAGACGGAGGUCCUCGGCCUGCAGAGCAAACUCCUGGAGCUGAACGCAGAGCGGUGCAGGGACGCCCAGAGGGCAGAGGAGCUGAGCGCCAAGAACCAGCAGCUGCGGGAGCAGCAGAGGGCGCUGAAAGAGAAUGUGCGGGCGCUGGAGAACAGGCUGCGGGCCGGCCUCUGUGACCGCUGUGUGGUGACGCAGGAGCUGGCCAGGAAGAAGCAGCGCGAGUUCGAGGGGUCCCUCCUGCAGAGUCUGCAGCACGUCUUCAUCCUCACCAACGAGAUGAGCCGGCUGCAGGAGGAGAACAACGGCCUGAAGAAGGAGGUGAAGCGGCUGCGGGGCCCGGGGGACAGGCCGCGGCCCCCCAGCAGGGAGGGCACCUCCAGCCCCCCAUCACCGCCCUCCCCCAGCACCUGGAAGACGGGGGCCGAGACGCCGGCCAGGGGCCCCGCGGAGACCCAGGACGAGCACCCAGAGAAGCCGGUGGGGUACCGGGUGUCCCCAGGAUCCAGGACCUCGCCCGGGGGCAGCGGCCCCGAGCCCCCGCGGCCCUCAGACAUGAGCCCCCAACGCAUCUCGAACCAGCUGCACGGGACCAUCGCCGUGGUGCGCCCUGGCUCCUGGGCACCCCGGCCCGCCUGCAGCGGCCCGCCCAGCCCCCCAGCAGACAGCCUCCUGCAGCCCCCCGCUGGGGCCUACGCAUCCCUCACCUGUCCCCGGCGGGCCGGCCAGCUGUGCCUCCUGGACCCUCACCUGGCCCUGCGCCUACAGAGCCCCCCGGGCGGCCCCCGGGCCCUGGGCCUGAAGGCGGGGGCAGAAGAGGCCUGGGAGGAGGGUCCCGGCUCCCCUGCCAGCCCGCAGCUGGAGGGGGCCUUGCAGCUGCUUCUGGCCCGGCAGCUGCGGGCGCGGGGGCUGGUGGGCGCCACCAGGCCCAGACGACCCCCCACGCCAGCGCCGACACCCCCCUCCCCGGCAGCCGGGUCUGACUCUGAGGGCCCCGAGGGCGAGGGGCAGACCCCCCGGGCCCCCGGCCCAGACAGCCCCCCGCGGAGGGAGACCUCAGCCGUGGGAGACUGGCUCCCGGACAAGCCCUUGGACCUUUCCGAGUGGGGCCGGGACCGGGGCCGGGGCACCCCCAAGCCCACCAGCACCCCGACGGCCAGCCCCAAGCCCGAGACGCCUGGGCAGCCGGGGGCCCAGAGGGAGGACAGGCCUGAGCAGGACGGGGGCCCCGCACCCCAGGAGGCCCCGCACCCUCUCUGGACGUCCCCGCCGAGCCAGCCCUCUCCAGGCGUGCCCGGGGAGGAGGCCAGAGGCCGGCUGAGAGCACCCCACUGUCCUCAGAGGCCCCAUGCUGUCCCCGCAGAACACGGCGAGGGACUGAAGCUCAGGUCGGAGCAGCAGGAGCCGGAGCCCCCGGGCUAUGAGGGAAGCGCUGAGGAGACCUCAGAGGCGUCCCGGCACUUAAGCGAGGACCUCGGGGCAGGGCCGGCCCCCAAGAGGAAGCGGAUCUCAGAAGCCUGGGCUGAAGCCUCCAAGAAGCCAGCUCUGGGCCGGGCUCCCUGCGAGCCCCGGUUGGCCAGUGCCAGCAGCCCCUCCAGGCAGACCUAG